Messenger RNA from Rotaria sp. Silwood1, 2583 nucleotides. The record is from the annotation of a GenBank genome assembly. NCBI's taxonomy places the organism in Eukaryota, Metazoa, Rotifera, Eurotatoria, Philodinida, Philodinidae.
AUGUUUUAUUUCAGCCAGCCACCGAAAUCUGGAUUUCGUUUGAUCACACUUCCCAGACUCCUCAGUGUUCUUGUUGGAAUUUUUGUCGUUACCACAAUUGUGCUCGCUACUCUCUAUGGCAUAAAAGAAAACAGGAUACCAGCAGCAACAACUGUAGUAACAACAAUAUUCCCACCUUCAACAACAACACCACCAUCAACAACAACACCCCCAUUAACAACAACAACUACAACACCAUUAACAACAACAGCAAAAGCCUACUAUCUAAUCGAAAGUAUCGAUGAAACAGUUGAACCGUGUGAAGAUUUUUACCAUUUUGCUUGUGGAACAUGGCUGAAAAAUGCUCGAAUCCCUGAAGAUACCGGUGUUCAAAAUAUCUUCAAUCUCUUGGAUACACAAUUAGAUUUCAACAUAAUUGAUCUUUUAUCACCAACACCGGGAAAUGGAGCCGUUGAACCAAAAGCUGUUAUUAAUGCUCGUAAUUUAUACAAAUCAUGUAUAAAUGAAACAAAUAUUGAAAUUGAUGGUGUCGAACUCGUUCUCUCUAUCAUUAAUACUGAGCUUGGUGGAUGGCCUAUUUUACAAGGUGCUUCAUGGAAUGUUUCGACUUUUAACUUAUCCAAUCUUUUACUCAAACUGCGUAAAUACGAUAAUGGAAUCGUUUUUAGUGUUGCUACAGCAACUGAUCAAAAAAAUGUAUCAGUUUAUGACAUUGGCCUUGGACAAGGUAGUCUCGGUUUACAAGAAAGAGAAUAUUACAAUAUUGAAACGGAUGUUACUGCAGCUUACCGUCAGUUUAUGAAUGAUUUCGCUUCGCAAUUGACAAAUGAAACAUCAUCAAUUGCAGCUGAUGUUCUUGCCAUUUAUUUAUUUGAAAAAAAUAUUUCUCAAUAUCAUUGGACCUUCUAUGAACAACUACUUCGAGUUAAUGAAACUAUUCAAACAAUUGUUGGAAAUCUUUCUAAUUCAUUCAAAUCUAAUUUUGAUUUUACUAAUUACCUUCGUCAAUCGUAUCUCAUUGACAAUGUAACUUUACUUGAUACCGACAUCGUAUCUGUCAGUGAAGUUGCAUAUUUAGUAAAUCUUUCUUUAAUUCUUGAGCAAACUCCAGCACGUGUUGUUCAAAAUUAUUUAAUUUGGCGUUUUAUGAUGAAUCGAGCAAGUAGUAUGCCAAAACGAAUUCGAAGUACUCGCGAACAAUUUGAUCGAGUAUUUUAUGGCAUAAGUUCUGAACCAGCACGUGCAACAACUUGUGCUAAUUACGUUAAUAAUAAUAUGGGUUUCGCAGUUUCUAGACUUUAUAUUAGAAAAUAUUUUGAUGAUAAUGCUCGUAAUCAAUCAAAAGAGCUCAUUAAAAAUAUUCGAAGUUCAAUGAUGACUAUGCUUCAACAAGCGUCAUGGAUGGAUAAUGAAUCAAAACAAAAAGCUAUUGAUAAAGCUCAAGCUAUCUAUGAAAAUAUUGGUUAUCCAGAUUAUGUAGCUAGUGAUAAUAUAACACAAUUGGAAAAAAUGUAUACUGAAUAUGUUUUUAAUGCAUCAUAUAUUAAUAAUGUUCUUGAAAUGCAACGAGUUAAUGCUCAAGAAGAUUUUCGAACACUUCGUGAAGUUGUUGAUCAUCGUUCAUGGGGUGAUCUUCCUCCAACUGUAGUCAAUGCUUUCUAUGAACCACCGACAAAUGCUCUCUCUUUUCCAGCUGCUAUCCUACAAAUGCCGUAUUUUAAUAAAGAUGCACCCAAGUAUCUUAACUAUGGUGCUAUUGGUAUGGUAAUCGGACAUGAAAUAACACAUGGAUUUGAUGAUGAUGGUCGUCAAUAUGAUAAAAAUGGAAAUCGAGUUCCUUGGUGGUCAAAUAGUACAAUAAAUCAAUUUAAUGAACGUAAACAAUGCAUCAUUGAUCAAUAUAGCAACUAUACAUUGAAUGGUGAACAAACACAAGGAGAAAAUAUUGCUGACAAUGGUGGUAUCAAAAGUUCAUUCUUUGCAAGUCAAUCAUAUGCAUGUGUUGAAAAUUUUGAAAAUAUUACCAGGCCUAAAGUUUUAACAGACGUACAUUCUCUUGCACAAUUUAGAGUUCUUGGUCCACUGUCGAAUUUUGCUGAAUUCGAUCGUGUAUUCAACUGCAUACCUGGUCAAGGAAAUAGUCGAGUUAAAAAAUGUGCUAAUCCAGCUCAAUAUGAUUUUGCAUUCCAAUCACUUCCUAUUAAUCGUCGUCGAUGUAUUGCCUUUCUUCCCGACAAUCCAAAUGACAAAUUAUGUCAUUGUAAUCGAACUAAAGAUGAACAUCUCACUAUGAAUGAGCAAUGGCAAUCGAAUGAAAAAUGCUGUGAAGAUAUUCAUACGAUGAAAGAUUCAACAAAAGAACAAGGACUUUCUCUCAUAAAUAGAGCACCAUAUGUACGAUGUGAUAUUGAAACUGAUCCAUCUAUUGUCGAAACAAUACUACUUUAUAUUUGGCGCAUUCCACGUCCUUCACUAAUAAUGCAAGUAACAGGCGGACAUAAAUACUUUAAAUUACGAGGAAAAAUGGAAGUUAAUUUUCUUGAUGAUUUUGUAAAAACAAAAUUUAAAACACAUAAAAAUUAA